AUAAGCGAUGCCGAGAGCUGCCGAGGGGACUCCGCCCUGAACAUCUGCAGGUUCCAGCUUGGAUUCUAGAUGCGCGGGCAACCUAAUUAGUAUGCACUAUCUUUCCAGGGAGUACCCGCCCCUUCCCGAGAAACUCACUGAAUAUUCAUUGCUCUGUUGUCCCCACCGAGCCCAUAUAAGUCCUAGCUUUGCUUCUUGCGAGUCAGUCCCGACUGACUCCUUUUACUUGUCACAAGUGAAAUAAACCUGUUAGAGCUGAACCCAGAAAUUGUCUCCUCUAUGUAUUCUUACAAGAGAAAGACAAGGACCCCUUGAGUCUGGAGGGCCUCCGUGCUCUUGGCAGUAACAGUUUGGCGACCACAAAAGUGAUUGAUUUAGUCUCGGGUUCGAGGACACGAGGGGACUCAGCCCACGGAAUCCAGCCCCUUGGAAAGGCAAGCGGCCGCCCGGACUUCCUUGUUCGGUGUCUCUUUGAAGCGCCUCUGCUUAGGCACCAUAUGGUUCCGACUAAAGUUAACGCUGGCUGAAGCGGUGGGAAGACUGUAGCGGGCGGCCGGGGUCCGUCCUUUACAGCUUACAGAUUACACACUGGUCGGCACCCAGAAUCAUCAGGGAAGGAUGAAUCAGACCCUGAAAAAGACUCAAGCCAAGCGCUGUCAGGAGACCGGAGAAACUUGGCUAAGACUAUUGCCAAUGGCCCUUCUAAGGGUAAGAACGACACCUAAAAGUAAGUUAAAACUUAGCCCUUUUGAAAUGAUAUACAGAAGUCCGUUUUUAACAUCUGAUCUUUUUGACUCCAAUACAAAAGAAACUCUACAUUAUCUUAUAAAUCUAGGACAAGUACAAGAGGCCAUUAGAGGGUAUGGGAAUGAGGUACUGCCUGCUUCUACAAAGGGGGCAGCAGCGACCCUAAGCCCGGGAGAGCAGGUGCUCUUAAAAUCUUAGAGAGAGGGCUCCCCAACAGACCAAUUACAAGAGAAGUGGGAUGGCCCCUUUCAGAUCAUACUGGCUACUCCCACAGCAGUGAAACUCAAUGGGACCUUGCGUACAUAAUUCAAGGAUCAAACUCUAUUCUCCCCAGGAGGGUGAAGACAUCGCCAGAGACACCCCAGAGUAUACUUGUGAGCCGAUCGAAGAUCUCAAGUUCCUCCUCAAGAAAACGGCCCAGGCAACAGAUGAGUAAUCCCAAUGGUAGAGUAGCUGCUACUCUAAGGGUCACUUUUGUCCUCGUUCUCCUUACCAUUUUCAUUUUGGCCCUUUCCUGCCAAGUCCCUUUGGGAUCUAAGUACGUGCCUUGGUGUUAAAUUAUGGGGCAAAGUGUGUUACUUCUCCUUCUUGGUCCCCUACUCAGCGUUGUUGCCCAGCCCUGGAAAGAUAAUUUACUAGUUCACCUGUCUGACGGCGUGGUCCACGGCAGUAAGUUGAGUGACUGUUGGAUCUGCCAUAAGGGAAAAACUGAGGGUUCUCGGCAUGGUCCUUUGUUUAAGGCAAUUCCUGUCAACCUCUCUGGUAUUGAUAGAUUGCCCCCCCCCUUUCCUAAACCAAAAGGGACAAAGAUAAUCACCUUACAGGUCAUACCCAGCCCCGUGGAAGCUAAUCGGUUUGGCGAAGUUCCGUGUCUCGAGCCGGCUGAUGUAUCCUGGUGGAGUAAUGUUGAACCUGCUACCAAAGACUUUAAGCGCCCUCCUUCUUGUUCCCCGGUUGUAGCAGACCUUAUAUAUCUAAAGAACUUUACCAAUUGUAAUAUUUCUCAUAAAAAUGGUAACACCUGGUAUGAAAUUGUUGGGAAAUUCAACUCUAAACUCACUAUAGGGCCCUGUGAGCCCCCAGGAGAGAACUUCACAAUGAUGGUCCAUGGCUCUCAAGCCACAUAUAAGACAUUCUGUCCCACUAAUAGUUCUUUCAAAGUAAACUAUACCACUCAGGCUAUUUGGCGAAUUAAUGAGACUAAUCCAACUUGUAACCAGAGUCACAACUAUGGGUCAUGGAAAAAUUGGAUAAGGUCCAUUCAUGCUUCUGCCUGGAACAAAAGUGGAGACUGGGGCCCUCUUAGAGGCCCUCGGUCAUACCCCGGGUGUGAGCGAACAAAUAACCAUUUCUUAACUGGUCGCUUCCAAGCCUGGAUUUUAAAAAAUCCUUCUCUCAACCCAAACAAUAGUACCUGCUGGCACAACUCACCUCAACUUUUGUGCCUUCCUACUGGACUGUGGUUUCUCUGCAGAGACUGUUCUGGAAGGACACGGGCACUGUCAUGCCUCAACUCCACCGAAGUCAGCGGCCGCUGCACCAUAGGGUGGUUGAGGCUAAAAGAUGACCACAUCAGUAGCCGUUCUUCUCCUCCUGUUUGGCCCCUGCGUGUUUCAGCUUUUGGUAAAGUAUGUGCCUUCUAGGCUGCCACAAUUCCAAGGUAAGCUAAGGAUGAUGCAGGGUUUCCAACCCAUCCCCAGUAGUGAGCUCGCUGGCACUCAGGUCUUUAGAGCAGGCAGAGAGAGAUGUUUAUUUGGUUAAGCAGGCCAGCGCCCCUUGACAGCUUGAAGAAGCUACAGAAGAAGAGGCAUCCGACCUAAUUCCCUUUAAGAAUAAAGUGUAUAAAUCUCUCUGGGGAUUGAGACAGAUAGGGUUAACUGUGCUGGCGGAAUAAAAGAGCUGUUAAAAGACUAUCACCUAGAAGUUGGGUAAACGAGAACCACAGCCUAUCAACAUAAAAUAUGGUUAGAACAACGCGUGAGUUACUACUUCCUCCUUAGUGUGUUUCUAGUCCCUUUCCCCUUCUCCCAGGCGCCACAUGUGUCGAAGAACCAAGUCUGACCGCUGUGCUGGCCCACCGAAGGGGGCGAGGUAACACAGAUCAGUGCGCCGGCACCAUAUCCCACAUCCCAUAAUAAGCGAUGCCGAGAGCUGCCGAGGGGACUCCG
Messenger RNA from Trichechus manatus latirostris (Florida manatee), 2915 nucleotides. RefSeq lists its product as uncharacterized. Bases 1308 to 2390 code for a protein of 360 amino acids. NCBI's taxonomy places the organism in Eukaryota, Metazoa, Chordata, Mammalia, Sirenia, Trichechidae. The transcript is spliced from 4 exons. The record is from RefSeq and is a predicted model, not a curated record.